AUGGAGAGCAAGGGCGAGCACCCCGUUCUGUCACCAGGAGUGGACGCGCAGCAGGGUGAUCGCGGCACCGCGUCACUGGCCGAGGCCAUGAGGGUCGACCGGCCAGUGGAGGACGACCGGUCGCACACCAAGGCAAGCGACCCGCCGACAGCCUUGCCCCAGGGCCGCGACACCGGCGGCGCCGCUGCCACCGCACAGGGCCAGCCAUAG
Monoraphidium neglectum is the source of this 210-nucleotide messenger RNA. RefSeq lists its product as hypothetical. The record is from RefSeq and is a predicted model, not a curated record. Lineage: Eukaryota; Viridiplantae; Chlorophyta; Chlorophyceae; Sphaeropleales; Selenastraceae. Bases 1 to 210 code for a protein of 69 amino acids. The transcript is spliced from 2 exons.